AUGACAGAAGGAAAACACGAGAUAGAAAGUAAUCGACGCCCAUCUGUUGGGCAAAUGUCUUUUUGCUCAAUGACGGAUGUUGCAGAAGGAAAUGGCCACAGAAACGGAACAAUCAGCGAAAACUGGAUCACCCUCAACGUCGGUGGAAAAUAUUUCACAACAACGAAGACGACGCUCAAGAAAGACCCAAAAAGCUUCCUCGCCCGACUAGCCUCCAUCGACGCAAACGACGUCGAUCAGCUUAAUGACCUAGGCUCGGAAAAGGAUGAGACAGGCGCUUUUUUAAUUGGUAAUUUGAUUAAUGCGCCACCAAUUUAUAUAAAAUCGAUAAAACUUGAGUAA
Oikopleura dioica is the source of this 342-nucleotide messenger RNA. The record is from the annotation of a GenBank genome assembly. Lineage: Eukaryota; Metazoa; Chordata; Appendicularia; Copelata; Oikopleuridae.